Messenger RNA from Striga asiatica, 2165 nucleotides. NCBI's taxonomy places the organism in Eukaryota, Viridiplantae, Streptophyta, Magnoliopsida, Lamiales, Orobanchaceae. The record is from the annotation of a GenBank genome assembly.
UAAAUAAAUAAAUAAAAAGGAAAGAGAGGCAAAGGCGAGGUUUUUAGCUAUGAGUUCCCUUGCACCAACAGACUGCAUUGAUGGAGUCCGGCAGAAAAAGCCAUGAGGACGAAAGCCCACAUUGCUGAAACAAAUUACUGCAAAUGGGGAAGGGAGAGAAUGAGCGUAACUUGCCGAGUACAACGCUUGAUGCACGGGGUGCAACCCCAGGCGCUGGGAGCAGUAACGGGUGCUGUUUGAGCUGCAGUAGGUUCCAGAAAUUGCUGAGCUUAAGAUGUGUUCUUGUGCUGGUGCUGGGUUUUGGGGUGCUUUUGUCUGCGGUUUUUUGGCUUCCAUUCUUUCGAUUUGGGCGCCAUGAAGAUCUGGAUCUGGACUAUGGAGGUCAUAAUAUAGUGGCAAGUUUUGUGCUGAGAAAGCCGGCUUCGUUUCUUCAAGACUACAGAAUGCAACUUGAGGCUGAUAUUUUCGACGAGAUGAGCUUUGCUUCUACUAAAGUUGAAAUAAUAUCCUUAGAAUCAUCCGACAAUCUGAAUGUAACAAAGGUUGUGUUUGCAGUCAAGUCAGAUGUGACUACCCGGAGUUUAAUCCGAGCCUCCUUUUUGUCUAUGAUUACACGCCAAUCACCUCUUCAUCUCACCGAAUCCUUGUUUGGGGAUCCUAUGGACUUUGACGUGCUCAAAUUCAGGGGAGGGAUUACAGUAAGCCCCCUCGAGCAGAAGGCUUUCCUAAUGCAAAAUGUUCAGAUCAUUUUUAAUUUCACUUUGAACUUCUCGAUUGAUGAAAUCCUAGUCAAUUUCGAAGAACUCAGGAACCAACUGAACGCGGGCCUACAUUUAGCUCCGUCCGAGGGUUCGACGGUGGCUUCACCCAUAACCAUACAGUCGCAAGUCCUCUUAGCCGUGGGCAUUAAUCCCUCCACAUUGAGGUUAAAACAGCUUGCUCAAACCAUAACUGGGUCCCACUCGAAGAAUCUAGGCCUCAACAACACUGUGUUUGGACACGUCAAGCAAGUCAGCCUCUCGUCUAUGCUGCCAGCUGCUAUUUCACCUUCACCUUCACCUUCACCAUCAACAAGCCAUAAUCGUGGAUAUGUGUUUGGGGGAGAAUCACCCGCAUCUGCGCCUGUUCCUGCACCGCCUCCUCUGCCAGCCUGUCAUCCGCCGAAGCACAAUAGACAUUCACACGUGGCGCCUCCUCAUUCGCCGAGUCCCAGAGAAUCGCGGCCGAAGGGGAAGUAUUCGCCACCACCUAAACGGGCUCCGUUUCAUGGGGCAAGCCCGCCAGGUGGCAGUAAUUCGCCAGCGAGGAGUGUAUAUCGUGCGAUGCCGAUAGUUUCCCUCUACAGAUAUCUUGUCCUCCAACUCAUGGGCUUUGCUGCUGGCCAUAUUAUUAGUCCUGCUUUUGUAGUUCACCAGAAAAUGAGAAGCAUCAUAUUUUCUGAAGGCAGUAAAAAAAACUGCUCGAGGAGAACAAUGAACUUCACAGAACUAUGCUUCUCUGAGUUGUACCCCUCUCCAACGAGCCGCUGGAGGAAUUUUGCUGGUGAGAGUUUAUGCCAAAUGCGCAUUUCUCACGGCACGAGCAUACAAAACCCUACCAAUCUGAAAGCUCACAAACGCAUCAACGCUAGCGUAGCGCACCUGCUCAGGCGACAGACACCGGUUAUCCCACGCGCUCAUCUUUACCGCCUUGGGCUUCUCCAUCUCCGUCCCGAGCACCGUCCUCGCCAGCUCCUGCAGCCCCGCCUUCUUCAGAUUCGUGCUCCCGUACACGUCCGCCGCCAGCCCCCUCAAAUCGACGGGAAUCGCGGUGUAACCCAUCCGGUGGUCGCGCCAGAGCUUCUCCAGAUCGGAUUUGACACCGACGCCGACGAAAUCGUGGCCAUAGCACGAGAGGAACUGGGCGAGGUGGAGGGGGAAGUAGGGGGAGUGGAUGAGCUGGUAGAUGAGGCAGAACCGGCCGGCGGAGAUCUGGAGGGUGGCGGCGGGGUUAUCGGGGCGGCUGGGGCGGUUGGGCCGCCACUCGACGUCGAGGCCGACCAUCCGGUAGCGGCCGUAGAGGGAUGUGACGCCGGAGAUCCACCGGGAGGCCAUGGCGGGGUCGUGGGUGACGGUGGUUUGGAUCACGUCGUUGAAGAAUUUGACGUUGAAGACUUCGGAAGAUAG